AUGACUAAGCACGCGUCAUUGUGCAUAAACGCCAAGAACACCGCCAUUUCCAACGGUUCUCCACAAGCAACACACUGGAAACCUCAACCUUUCAAAGGAAUACAGGUACAGACUCUGCUUGCCUGUAUGCUCGACAGCGGCUGCCGCAUCCUUCACAGAGCUGCACAGAUGUUUCACAUUCGCUUUGCGAGCAUCCUCAGCGCAUCUUCAACGCUUUUCACAAUUCUUCUACCGGCUAGGCCGGCAAACGCUAGCAGUUUAUCCGGUUUUCGCAUACCUCAUGCCGCUGUUACACUACCUGUCGGUCAUUUUUGGCUACCCGUCAGUCUCUUGUGUCCCUUUUCCUUUGACCUUUACGCCCCGAUGGCAAAUUUUCGAAAAGAGAACUUAUGUAUACUUCUCGAUCAAGUGACGGAAAGAGUCAAAUAUUUUAUACGCCACGUUGCUUGCUUCUAA
Molecule: messenger RNA, 456 nt
Organism: Lachancea thermotolerans CBS 6340
Lineage: Eukaryota; Fungi; Ascomycota; Saccharomycetes; Saccharomycetales; Saccharomycetaceae
Product: KLTH0G02838p
Exons: 1
Coding region: 1-456 (151 amino acids)
Source: RefSeq, a predicted model, not a curated record